AUGAGGAACACGAGCAAGGAGGUGCAGAGUACCUCUCACCGCUAUGCUCCCUGCGAUUGGUACUACCACCUACCUGUGAAGCGCUCUGAGAAGGCUGUGGGUGCCCCACCCGCAUCCCAGAUUCCGGGGCUCAGUGACUUGGGAGACACCCCAAAUGGAAACAUGCCCCGUGCUCGGAGAUACUGGAUAAAAGAAACAGACUCGGAGUAUGUGAAACUGGCCAAGCAAGGUGGCAGACCUGAUUUGCUGAAGCACCUUGCCCCUGGGACCAGAAAGGGCUCUCCAGUAGCCUACUCCCUGCCAGAGUGGUAUAUCCACCACAGCAAGCCUCCGACAGCCCACCAGCGACAAGUCCCCGUGGUCUCCAUGCCCGAUUACAUGGUGUAUGAAGAAUUCAACCCUGGUCAGGCCAACGGCAGCUAUGAGUCCAGACGAGGCCCCUUUGACUUUGACAUGAAAACCGUUUGGCAAAGAGAGGCCGAGGAACUUGAAGAUGUGAAGAGAAAGGUGAAACUGCCAGCCAUUAACUCCAAAAAUCCCAGCAAAGUGGGGACCCCAGUUAGCCACAAAGACCUUGAAGGAAGCAGGCUGUCACUGCCUCCUAUGCCCGGUCACAAGAGCAGCUCGCCAACCAACUUUUCCAAACUCAUCAGCAAUGGCUACAAGGACGAGUGGUUACAGCAGCAGAGAGCCGAGUCUGAAAAGAGGACCCCAAAGACGUCCCGAGCAUCCUUGUCCACUCGGGCCACAAAGGACUCUGAAAGUACUGAGGACACAGAGACGCCCCAAGAUCCAGAGGCCCCUGAAGAAUCCGAGAAAGCUCCAGAUGCAGAAGGAUCUCCUUCAGAACCGGCGCCAGCAGAGGUCGAAUAA
Messenger RNA from Arvicola amphibius (Eurasian water vole), 873 nucleotides. RefSeq names its product chromosome 1 C7orf57 homolog (gene C1H7orf57). The record is from RefSeq and is a predicted model, not a curated record. NCBI's taxonomy places the organism in Eukaryota, Metazoa, Chordata, Mammalia, Rodentia, Cricetidae. The transcript has 7 exons. The coding region runs from base 1 to 873 and encodes 290 amino acids.